AUGUCUGAAUCUACCGAAAAGGAAUUGAAUCCAUAUAUUCCAAAAUUUAUUAUAUCCAAACCAUGGUACAGUGAAGACAAACUAAAAAAAGAUGGUGACGAAGAAAAAUCCGAGGACUAUUUAUCUCAUCAAAGAAAAACUUUAGAAGUAAUUGAUCAUAGUAUACCUAAAGUUGGAGAUGGUAUAAAUGAUGAAUUUGAAGGAAAUGUACGUACCAAUAAAGAAAGUGACGAAAACUACGACUCAAAAAGAGAUAGAUGGUAUGGUUACUCAAAUGAACAAUGGCUUGAACUGAUUAAAAAUUGGAAUGAAAAAAAUAAUAAAACUUCAAAACUUUCAAAACAUAUUGAUAAUGAUGAUUCAGAUGAUUCAGAAUAUGAAUUAGAAUUAAAAGAAUUAGGUUUAGAAAAAUCAGAUAUUUUAAAAAAUGUAAAAGAAGAUCCAAUGGAAAAAAUGUUAAGAGAUAGACAAGAUAUACCAGCAUAUAUUCAUAAUAUUAAUUCAAGAACCUCCAAUAAGAUAAGAAUUGAAUAUGAUCCAAAAUCAAGAUUAGCAAAAGAUCCAACAAAGGGAAUUUUAAAUGAUAAAAAUCAAUUUAUUAAAAAAAUUGAAGGAGAAUCAAAAAAUUUAAAAAUUUUACAAAAUUUUGCAUGGGAAUUAGAUCAAAAAGAUUUAGAAAUUAAAAAAUUAAAACAAAUUGAAGAAUUAAAAGAACGUGAAUAUUCAUAUGGUGAUGAAGAAAUUAAAGAAGACAAAAUUGGAAGUGAUUUAAAUUUAAGUCUUGAAGCAAGUCCAACUUUAAUGAUGUUAAAAGCUAAUCAAGAAAAACAAAAAGCAAAAGAAAAAUUAAUUGCUAAAAGAAAAGCUAUAUUGGAUAAGUACACUGAUUCAAAAGAAAAUGAUAUUAAGAGACAGAAAAAAGAAGAUUGA
Messenger RNA from Lodderomyces pseudojiufengensis, 930 nucleotides. It is a transcript of the gene SLU7, whose product is annotated as mRNA splicing protein. Lineage: Eukaryota; Fungi; Ascomycota; Pichiomycetes; Serinales; Debaryomycetaceae. Bases 1 to 930 code for a protein of 309 amino acids. The record is from RefSeq and is a predicted model, not a curated record. The transcript has a single exon. Gene Ontology annotation, molecular function: pre-mRNA 3'-splice site binding. Gene Ontology annotation, cellular component: spliceosomal complex. Gene Ontology annotation, biological process: mRNA splicing, via spliceosome.